This is a messenger RNA of Clupea harengus (Atlantic herring), 813 nucleotides long. It is a transcript of the gene stam, whose product is annotated as signal transducing adapter molecule 1-like. Gene Ontology annotation, biological process: protein transport to vacuole involved in ubiquitin-dependent protein catabolic process via the multivesicular body sorting pathway. NCBI's taxonomy places the organism in Eukaryota, Metazoa, Chordata, Actinopteri, Clupeiformes, Clupeidae. The record is from RefSeq and is a predicted model, not a curated record. Gene Ontology annotation, molecular function: ubiquitin binding; phosphatidylinositol binding. Gene Ontology annotation, cellular component: ESCRT-0 complex. The annotation marks the transcript as partial. The transcript has 5 exons.
AACGCUCCUUGUAGGCUACUGGUUUUGUGAUAUGUUUCUUGAUAACCUACAGCGACACGUGUGAAGGUAGACUGUCAUAUGACCAAGUCACCUGAUUAUCAUGAGAGAUUUUUUUUGCCACGACAGGCCAUUAAACAAUAUUGUCGAUUAGGAUAACAACGAAGAGACAAUCACUGACAGACCUGAAUUUAAUUUAAUUUAUUUCAGUACAUUUUCCUUUAGAGGAAUUGCUACUACCACAAUACACUCUAAUUUCCCAGGAUACACUGCUGUUUACUGUCGACGGAGUGACAGUGAUCCCAGAGAGGGCUCUGGUGGUACUGAAUGCGAAGAUAGCUUUCCUCUAUGUGGAUGUAGGGGCAGCACUUUUAUACUAUGUAACUGUAUGUAUUUAUUGCCAAAAGCUGACGGUGAAAAGGCAACAGUUAGAAAAGGAUACAGUUACAUGUUGUUUUCGUUUCGGCAAUGCCUCUCUUCACGUCUAACCCCUUUGACCAAGAUGUUGAGAAAGCGACCAGUGAGAUGAACACAGCAGAGGACUGGGGCCUCAUAUUGGACAUAUGUGAUAAGAUUGGACAGUCGCGCACAGGGCCAAAAGAAUGCCUGCGGUCUAUAAUGAGAAGAGUCAACCACAAGGAUCCACAUGUAGCCAUGCAGGCAUUGACGCUACUAGGUGCGUGUGUAUCAAAUUGUGGCAAGAUAUUCCACUUGGAGGUCUGCUCAAGGGAGUUUGCUAGUGAAGUCAGCAAUGUCUUGAAUAAGGGUCACCCUAAGGUGUGUGAGAAGCUGAAGGCGCUCAUGGUGGAGUGGGCU